AUGGCGUUUCAUAAUAAAAAUGUAGUCAGCCAUUUUCAGUUGAAGAUGUGGGUGAGGGUAUCACAAGAUUUUAACUUUGCACGUGUGAUGAAGAAAAUUGUUCAAAUCAUAACUGAUUCUCCUUGUGCUGACUUAAAGAAGCUCCUUCAAGAAAAAUUGCAUGGUAAGAGAUUUUUGCUCAUCUUGGAUGAUGUAUGCAGUUGUGAUAACCGAGAUUGGGUUAAGUUCUUCAAGUUCUUGAGAGGCGGUGGCAACGGAAGUAAGAUUGUAGUGACUACACGUAACAAGUCAGUCGCUUCAACUAUGGGCACCAUUCCUACGUACAAUUUACAGAGUCUUUCCGAUGAAGAUUGCCAUGAAUUGCUUUUGAAAUGGGCAGGUCACGAAAAAGUUGGGAAACAACAUGGGUUCAUUCAAUCGUCUGGCCUAAAUCAUGAGUUGGAAGAUGUUGGUGAUGAAUAUUUGAAUCAAUUGUGUUCCAUAUUUUUCUUAGAAAAGAUUGAACAACAUGGCAAUUUAUUAAAUACAUGUAGAAUGCCAGAGAUUGUUCAUGAUCUUGCAGUAUUGAUGGCAAAUGAAGAAUGUUCAAGUACUGCAAAUUAUGGUUCUGGAUCGAUUUCUGAGAAGGUCAAGCAUGUACCAUUUCGUGAUUCUAAUUGUUCAAGGGAAGAAGAGGUCACAAAGUCAUUGUUCGAACUAGUGAAUCUACGAACUAUUUUUUUGUCAUUUCAAGGAGUGGGAGCCAAUGACACAGGUUUUGUUGACAGGUGCAUCUCAAACUUCAAGUACCUACAUGUGCUUGAUUUGAGCAACUCAUGUUUUCAAGUAUUGCCACAUUCCAUUGGUAAUUUGAAGCAUUUGAGAUUUUUAGACCUUAGUGGGAAUGCAAAUAUUGAUACACUCCCUAAUGCCAUUUGCAAACUGUACCAUUUGGAAACUUUGCGAAUUUGGUAUUGUAUUAAAAUCCGAGAGUUGCCCAAAAACAUAGGCAACUUGAUCAGUCUCAGACAUUUGUACUUAACCACACAACAGAGUUGUUUGCCAGAGAAAGAGAUCCAACGCUUGACCUCUCUCCAAUCCUUUUGUAUUACGGGAUGUGGAAACCUUACAUCUUUUCCUGAAGGGAUGCAACUCCUUGUUGCACUCAGAACAGUGAUGAUUUCAGCGUGUCCCAAUUUGACAUGUUUGCCAAGUACCAUGAAGAACCUAGCUAAGUUGGAGAAUCUCGAGAUCAGCAAUUGUCUGAAUCUUAACUUGACAGAGUGGGAGGACUUUAGAGGCCUGAGGAGGCUUCAAUAA
Molecule: messenger RNA, 1299 nt
Organism: Camellia sinensis
Lineage: Eukaryota; Viridiplantae; Streptophyta; Magnoliopsida; Ericales; Theaceae
Source: RefSeq, a predicted model, not a curated record